UUCUCUCCUCUCUUUCACGCUAUAUAUAACCAAAAGCCUUUUGCAAAGUUGCAUUUCAUGCUUGCAUUUUGAGUCAUCGCUCUUUUUUUCCCCCACUAAUGGCGUUCUCCAACACCGGCAUUUUUCUCUCCGAUACGAGGGAUCUAACCGAAGCGGAAUUAGGGUUUUUUCAUGAACCCGUUCUAGGGUUUUCAGACAGAAAGAUUCCGCCAUCUCCACGAGAUCACGGCUCCGACAUUUCCAUUCCGAGAGAUCAAAAUGCUCCUGACCAAGAUCGCGAAGAUAAGCAAAAACAAGACCAAGAUCAAGAACGAGAGAAGAGUAAACGUUUCCGUGAAGAGAGAGAAAAUGAAAGAGACGACGACGAUGACGAUGGUGCUAGUAAGACUCCGAUACGUUCGGACCAGAUGAUUCCGGCGACUCCGAGGCGGUGUCCGGCAGCGCCGAGGAAAGUUCCGGCGAGAAGAGUGAAGAAGAUCAUGAGCGAUACCGGAGGUAGGUGCCGGAGAAGGAUUUUUGUGGACGCUUCCAGAGAGAUUGAGUCUCUCUUCCCACAGACAUUUCUUGAAGAUCUCAGCAAUAAAAUGAAGAAAGCCAGAUAUUGCUGAUCCAUGUAUAUCGUGUGUAUAUAUAUAUAUAUAUACGCACGUAAUGUAGCAACUUCUCGUAGUACGUUUGUAGUUACGAAUUAUAUACACGCGCCUUGAUUC
Messenger RNA from Tarenaya hassleriana, 710 nucleotides. RefSeq names its product DNA topoisomerase 1. NCBI's taxonomy places the organism in Eukaryota, Viridiplantae, Streptophyta, Magnoliopsida, Brassicales, Cleomaceae. The record is from RefSeq and is a predicted model, not a curated record. The coding region runs from base 99 to 608 and encodes 169 amino acids. The transcript has a single exon. Gene Ontology annotation, biological process: regulation of DNA endoreduplication.